Messenger RNA from Olea europaea var. sylvestris, 1017 nucleotides. RefSeq names its product 6-phosphogluconate dehydrogenase, decarboxylating 2, chloroplastic-like. Gene Ontology annotation, biological process: pentose-phosphate shunt; pentose-phosphate shunt, oxidative branch. The annotation marks the transcript as partial. The record is from RefSeq and is a predicted model, not a curated record. Gene Ontology annotation, molecular function: NADP binding; phosphogluconate 2-dehydrogenase activity; phosphogluconate dehydrogenase (decarboxylating) activity. The transcript has a single exon. Gene Ontology annotation, cellular component: cytosol. NCBI's taxonomy places the organism in Eukaryota, Viridiplantae, Streptophyta, Magnoliopsida, Lamiales, Oleaceae.
UGUACUUCUGAAACCUUCCCUCUCUCCAUUUUACAGUUGUUUCAGUUCUCGACAUCAAUGGAAUCAGCUACGCUUUCGCAGAUUGGACUGGCGGGCCUGGCAGUAAUGGGUCAGAACCUGGCCCUCAACAUAGCCGAGAAGGGCUUCCCCAUUUCAGUCUACAACCGGACAACCUCUAAGGUCGAUGAGACUGUGGAUCGAGCCCAACGGGAAGGUGGGCUCCCGCUUUUCGGCCAGUACAGCCCUAAAGAAUUCGUUUUGUCCAUCAAAAAGCCCAGGUCUAUAAUCAUCCUAGUCAAAGCCGGAACUCCGGUUGAUCAGACAAUUGCCGCUUUAUCGGCCCACAUGGAUCCUGGAGACACGAUUGUCGACGGAGGUAACGAGUGGUACGAGAAUACAGAGAGGCGUAUGUCGGAAGCCUCUACAAAAGGGCUUCUGUAUUUAGGAAUGGGUGUUUCGGGUGGUGAGGAUGGGGCCCGGAAUGGGCCCUCGUUGAUGCCUGGAGGAUCACAUACGGCUUAUUUGAAUAUACAUCAUAUUUUGGAUAAGGUAGCGGCGCAGGUGGAUGAUGGGCCUUGUGUCACUUAUAUAGGUGAAGGGGGGUCCGGGAAUUUUGUGAAAAUGGUGCAUAAUGGGAUUGAGUAUGGUGAUAUGCAGCUGAUUUCUGAGGCUUAUGAUGUUUUGAAGAACGUUGGUGGUUUUAGUAAUGAUGAAUUGGCAGAGAUUUUUACUGAGUGGAAUCGUGGGGAGUUGGAGAGUUUCUUGAUUGAGAUUACUUCAGAUAUUUUCCGGGUUGAGGAUGAACAGACUGGAAAUGGCCAUUUGGUAGAUAAGAUUUUGGAUAAAACUGGGAUGAAAGGCACUGGGAAAUGGACUGUUCAGCAGGCUGCUGAGCUGUCCAUUGCAGCACCCACUAUUGCGGCUUCGCUAGAUUCUAGAUACAUGAGUGGGUUGAAGGAAGAGAGGGAGGAGGCAUCGGAAAUUUUUAAGAAGGAAGGGUUGAAUGAGGACAUUAAC